Molecule: messenger RNA, 1181 nt
Organism: Scomber scombrus (Atlantic mackerel)
Lineage: Eukaryota; Metazoa; Chordata; Actinopteri; Scombriformes; Scombridae
Exons: 7
Coding region: 15-1181 (388 amino acids)
Source: RefSeq, a predicted model, not a curated record
GUGUGAGUCGUUCCAUGAAGGAUAAGGUGACCAAGCCCACUGCCAUGGCCCAGGGUCGAGUCGCUCACAUGAUUGAGUGGCAGAGCUGGGGGAAACCCACUGCGGGGCCGAUGGGGGCCACCGGACACUCCAACCUGCAGAGGGAAAAGGAGAGGAGGUUGGAGAAUGACGCUUACAGCGACCUUAGUGAUGGCGAGAAGGAGGCUCGCUUCGCUGCAGGCAUCAUGCAGCAGUUUGCGAUCUCGGAGGCGACUCUGUUCGGCUGGAACUCGAUGGAUGGUGAGAGUAUGGGAGCUGGCUCCAACCAGGGCAGCGUCGCUCACCUCAGUGAGGUCAACCAGGAGAGCAUCACCAGCAGAGGUACGGCUAUGCUCCACUCCUCUGCGGAUGUCUGGCCUCACACCUACGUCUCACAGGGCCUGUACUGCCUGUCGUCCUCUGAUGCCUGGGACCCGAUCACUAGCCAGCCAUCGGGCGUGGCCUCGCCUGCUGCAGGCUCCUAUAUCAUGCCUACUGGUGGCAGCAGUGGAGCAGGGGGUACACCUGGUGAAGGCUUCGAGGGCACAGUAGGCGGAUUUAUUCAGCAGCAUCAUGCUCAACUCACUCUGCAGCAGCAGAACCAAUUCCAACAGCUCCAACAGCUCCAUCACUACCAGCAGCAUCAGCUACUGCAGUACCAACAGCAGCAACAGACUAUGGAGCACAGGCCAUAUAGUGCCUCCCAUUCCCUCCAAGCCACUCCAAACAGCACCAUCCACAGCCUCGGUCCUCCCACCCACCCCCGGCUAGCCGACCUGUGGGUUGAGGCUCACCAGGUGGAGCUCGCUGGGCAGCUGAGCGGACAGAUGGCUGAUAUGGUCGGAGGAUUGGUGGAGACUGUUGGGGAGGAGCCAGAACUAGAGUCUGAAGGCACCACUGAGCAGCACGAAGAGGAGGAAGAGUUGACGAAGGUGGAGGAGGUAACAUUAACCUUGGAGCCGGAGCCGUACUCUUUGACCCCGUCCCCGUUGAGGGAGGACGCCUCCUCGACCAGAGGUUCAAGCCCGGGACUGCCGAUACAGAUCGCCGAACCCGUCAAGGAGAGGAAACCCUUCGAGGUCACCCCCUGCGUCGUCCAGCUGCUGGACGAGAAGGACGAGGACCCGGAGAAGGGUUCCAUUGUUGUCGUGGCGACCAAUUGA